CGCCGUUAGAAAUUUGAUGAGCACUGUCAAAAAUGGUCACGAUUUGCUGUCCCGCAUUCAGGCUGCACUGGCGGAUAUUGCGGAAUGCGAAAUUCAGAUUAGAAAAUUGGACAUCUAAGUCCACUGUCACUUUAAGUUUGUAACGAUGUCCAGUCGGCCGUCGCAACCAUAUCGUCGCGCUUCUGAGGGCAUUGCACAGUUUGACGUAUCGUCUACAUUUCAGAAAGAGCACAACCGUCUCCGAGAACGUCGUUCUGCCCGGUCACAAACGCAGCGUAUCACGCAGCCCGUGGAUAGUCCACCAACAGCGCGCGCACCCCCUCUUAAGAAACACGUGGAGGAACCGUUGACGAUAUUUGGAUUUUUUGUGACCUUUGUUGUGCAUUUAUGCCGAAGAUACGUGUUAUUCCAACCGCGGUUCAAAGCACCGCUGUAUUUAUUUAUCGUGUUCCUUGGUUCGUCGUUGGGGGACCUCUUUCGCCCUCAGAAAAGUCUGUACUUGGCUCGUCCGGGAAAUGCCGUAUCGGUGUGGCUUGUGCAGUUUGCACCGUAUUGGACCAUUCUGCUCCUCUUACCAUUUGUUCUGCUGACGUCAUACAUAUAUUGUGGAGGGAAAGUGAAGAAAAUCCUGCGGAACAUCUCGCGCUUGUUGAUUAUUUUCAUUGUUCACAAGUUAGUUUUGAGAUCCUUCGAUAAAUUCCAGACAUUCUCCGCGUUUUGCUCUAAUGAAGAUUACGGAAAUCAAAAGAGCUGUGUCGGACACGGCCACCGCUGGAUGUCGUUCGAUGUAUCUGAUGAUGCGUUCUCGUUGAUAUUCCUCACUCUGGUCAUUAUGGAGGAAUUGAUGUGCUUUUCUCGCUGGGAAGAACUGGACUAUGCGUUGAAAAGAUCGCCGAUGGAUGUGUUGGUGUCACCGGAACAAUCUAGCACGAAUGCCAUGUUCGUCAGGGAUCGGUAUUUUACGCUGAAUGGUGUUAUUCAGGCGGUGUUUAUCGCAUUGACUCUCCUUUGUAUCAUCUGGGAUGUGAUGCUUGUUAUGACCGUUUUUUACUAUCAAAGUUUGCCGCAGAAAUUGUCCGCAGCGCUGGUCGCUGAAGGAGUUUGGUUUGUGACAUAUCAUCUAUGGUAUCCGCGUGCGUGGCCUUAUCUGCCGGGAUUGGGAAUUAUCAGGAAUUUAAGGAUAGCAGCGCUUCGGAAAUUUUGAUCUACAAAUCAAAUGGGAUGAUUUGACUCAUUUGAGUGUAUAUUUCUGUUCAAUGUAAAAUGCGUUUUACGUUGCAUUAAUUACAGUUUUUGAUUGUAAGAGUGAUUACGUUCUGCAUAAAACUGUUAUAAUUAUGUAUAACUAUUGUCACUUUACAUUUUGAGAAGUGUCGUCGUGUUCGGAUGCGGUUGCUCAUACAUUAAGAUAGCAAAUGUGUGUGUUUAAUUUGUAAUUUGUGCACUUGUCAGUAUGGUCGCCUAACAGACUCACUCGUUUCUAUAAUUCGGGUUUGCUAAAAAAGUGAAUG
Molecule: messenger RNA, 1511 nt
Organism: Paramacrobiotus metropolitanus
Lineage: Eukaryota; Metazoa; Tardigrada; Eutardigrada; Parachela; Macrobiotidae
Product: mediator of RNA polymerase II transcription subunit 21-like
Exons: 2
Coding region: 146-1204 (352 amino acids)
Biological process (GO): lipid droplet organization; lipid storage; regulation of transcription by RNA polymerase II
Cellular component (GO): mediator complex; endoplasmic reticulum membrane
Molecular function (GO): transcription coregulator activity
Source: RefSeq, a predicted model, not a curated record